UGAAUUGAUUUGGAACAUGACGGUUUCACAACUAAAUACAAUAAUAUCAAUUCAUUAAGGUAUUUAUUUACCUUUAAACAGUUGGGAUUUUUUUCUUCUUGUCAUGAUGUCAUAAACCUUGAGAAUGUCGCAAAAAGUGUUACUUAUUCUGGUGUUUUUGUCAAUUUUUGUUCUGGUUAUUGCUGGAAAUCGUAAAAAACACAGACAGUGUCCCUCACGUGAUGAUGAAGAUCAUGUGUGUUGUGAUUGGGAGAUAAAAACAUAUCAACAGACAAUCGAGCGCUGCAGGAAAUGUCAAGUUACACCUACUGACCCAUCUGAUGUAUGUUACUACAGAAAAAGAUACAGUUAUAAGAUUAGACAAGGCUGUGUUGAUCGUGUUACGUAUAAUGUGACCGAGUCAACAUGUACACCAAAAUGUUGUGACGGGUGGACACUUGACGAAUAUGGCCAAUGUUCGAUCAAAGCAGAUGCAAAUACUCAACAAAUUGCCUGUGAAAAUGGCGGGUCUCCUGCAGGUUACUAUUGUUCUUGUCCGAACGGAUUUUCCGGGACACAUUGUGAAUCUGCUGUUUGCACGCCUCAUUGUUUGAAUAAUGGAAUUUGUUCCGGCAGAGAUGGAGAAGCUGUUUGUGUAUGUCCCGAUGGAAGAUAUACCGGGAAACAGUGUGAAACACCUGUAUGUAAUCCUGGGUGCCAAAAUGGCGGAAGCUGCAUUGAUGGAAUAUAUAGACCAAUGUGUUCCUGUCCACCUGGCUAUGAAGGGGAGUCGUGUGAGAAAGAAGUCAAAGAUGGUGAAUGUCCUGUAGCAUCAGGUGCAGGAAUUUGUGCUGAAAUGUGUACAACCGAUUCUGGAUGUCCAAACGAGCAGAAAUGUUGUGUAAACGGAUGUGGUGCUCACCAAUGCACGGCACCAGCGGCUACAACAUGCACUUAUCAAAGUGAACAUUAUCCAGUCGGUCACCGCCGCCAACAAGAUUCCUGCACAACCUGUUUAUGUAAAGAUCCUAAUAGUAAACAACCAUGGGAAUGUGUUUCUAUUAGUUGUCCCAGACUUCCAUGCUACAGAACAAAGAUGAUCCCUAACUUGUGCUGUCCGGUAUGCGACGAUAUGCCGACCACGACUACAACAACACCCGUACCAACCUCAACAACGCCAACACGAAUGCCGACCACAACCUUGCCUUCCACGUGUAUGGAGAAUGGAACACGUUACCCAAUGGGUGCCACUAUAAAUAGAAAUAACUACUGUGAACGUUGCACAUGCGUAUAUACUGCAUCUGACAAUGGAGAAUUGUAUGAUACCACAAGCUGGCAGUGCAUGGUGAUAGAUUGUUUCUGGGAUUCAGCAUGCGCCAAUUAUACAAAUAUUCCUGGUCAAUGCUGUCCUAUAUGCACCGAUUACUUAUCCACUACCACUACCAUGAGACCGCCUACAACCAAGACGCCAGGGGCUACCUGUUACAGAAAUGGAACGAAUUUUGUGAUCGGCUCUGAAAUACGAGGAAACAAUGGUUGUGAUAAAUGCAUUUGUGAUUAUUAUGGACAAGAUUUGUUCCCAACAUGGAGCUGUUCACCUGCAGUCCAAUGUCUUUGGUUUCCCUCAAACUGCACAAAUAUUACGACUGUUGGAUGCUGUCCAACUUGUGCCGAUGUUCCUACAACAAAGGCCCCACCAACAACCGCCAGUCCGCCACGUAACACUUGUACAAAGGACGGAAUUGAAUAUCCAGAAGGGUCUGAAGUCGGCACAGAUAGCUGCAACGCUUGCAUUUGUAUUAAAAUGGGAAGACAAAAUCCGGAAUGGACAUGUAGGAUUGUUGAUUGUCCUCCAAUAACAUGUUUAUCACAAAAGAAUAUUCCCGGGCAGUGCUGUCCUGUCUGUGAUGAUAAACCACCAGUUGAAUGCGGACCCAUUUGUGAAAUGUUUUGUGAAAAUGGAUUUCAAACUGAUGAGAAGGGUUGUCCAAUAUGUGCAUGCAAAAAUAAACCACCAGUUGAAUGUGGACCCAUUUGUAAAAUGUUUUGUGAAAAUGGAUUUCAAACUGAUGAAAGGGGUUGUCCAAUAUGUACAUGCAUUUCAACAACUACCACAACACCAGCACCCACAAAAGUCAGUCAAAGCUGUACAUAUAAUGGAGAAAUUUACCCCAUGGGUCAUCAUAUCUGGAGAUCAGACUGUAUGAUGUGUACUUGUUAUUUGAUUAACGGACAGAAACCAGACUGGAGUUGUAUGAUUAACGAUUGUCAAAAGCCAAAUUGCAGCAAUCCAGUCAAAAUUUCGGGUCAAUGCUGUCCUGUUUGCCCUGCAACAUCCACACCGGCCCCAACUACACCUAAAUCAUCAAUAUGCUCCUUCAAUGGUAUACAAUAUCAGCACAUGAGCACUAUUAAACAAACAGAUUGUAAAACAUGCGUAUGCCAAUACCAGUAUGGCGGAUAUUUAGAUUGGUCAUGUCGCACAGAAGCCUGUGUGUACUGUGAAAAUCCCAGAAUGAUUACAGGACAGUGCUGUCCGAUGUGUGAUGAUACAACACCAACACCUCCACCUCCAACAACUGUUCGACCUACUCUUCCUCCGAAUACUGGACCUUCGUUUAAGCAUUGUCCAAGUGGUACACUGAUUGUCAAUACACAUAGAGAAAAGUUUAUCGACAUUCGUAGAUCUGUGAACCUGACUGUUGCCGACAAUUCUGGAAAAACAUACAAGAUUCAAUACUCCAAGGAAAUUAUCGAGGCUGUUCCUUGCUCUUGUGGCAAAAAUAUUCAUAUUAUUACAGCCCAGUCUCAUCCCCCAGAUCAGUAUGGACGGUUUGCAUCAUGUCAUAUCACGGUUCAUGUUGUUGACAACCAUCCACCAAUGUACAGUACAUGCCCAUCAGAAAUCUCUGCAUUUGAGGACGAAGUAAUUAGCUGGGACAAACCAGAAGCUUCAGACAACGUUGGCAUCAAAAAAGAAAGUUUUAUUUCUGAUUAUGAAAACAAUAGCAAAUUUCCAGAAGGCUCCCAUCUGCUAAUGUAUGUUGCUGUUGAUCACGAGGGUAAUGUUGCGGCUUGUCGUUUCCUCGUAGCUGUCUAUAAGAGAGGAACAUCUGAUCCGACUAUGCCUAAUCAAUUGAAGAGAGAAGAUGAAGAAAAUAAGAAAAAUAUGAUUAUAUUGCCUGUGAUUGGUAUAUUAGCAGUAUUGAUUCUAAUGAUAGCAAUUAUUCUAACAGCAUUAUGCUGUCGUCGGUUGAAGAAAAAAGAGAAUGCACGUCAAACUGGAGGUGAACAAAAUGCUUAUGACAAUGCUAUCUAUUCAACUGCCACUCCACCCAGAACUCCUCCUCCAUCUUACAGUAAAACUGGUGGAAUGAAAAUUCCACCAAAGUACGUUUUGGGAGAUGAAAAACCACCUCUGUAUGAAGAAAUGGACGUCAAGGUGUUCACGAAGAAGGGUGUACAAAAUCCUGUCUACGACUCUUCUGAUGAACUUGAAGUUAGGAACAUAAAACUGAGAAUGAGAGACGAGGCUGAUGCUUAAGUGUGAAGUAAAACAGAAUGACAUUUACAUUAUAAAUUUGUAGAUAUUAUAGGUAGAAAAAUACACGUUUUUUAUUACAUUAGUGCAGACAGAUCCCACUAUUUUUCACUAAAAACGUUCUGUAUUUUAACUUUUUAAGUAUUUGAUUAAAUAUCGUUCAUAAUAUUUGUCAUCUAAUAAAGCAACUCUAAAUUCGAUCUGUGUAAGCAUUUGUAAGAAAUUUGGCGAAAUCUGGUUAAAUACAUUUUAUUAUACUGUAUAGAAGACAUACAAAAUGAUUUUACAAGAUGUUAUCUGACAUUUCUUUGUGUUCUUUCUGUCAUGUAUAUAGCAUGUUAUAAUAUUUUCGAUGUAAAAUAAACUCAAAAUGCCUAAUAUAACCUCCUUGCUUUUGUCAUAAAUGUAAAUGGAAAUCCAGAUAAUUUUUUGUGAGAUUUCACUUAAAGACAAAUGAAUUAAAUAAAAAGUACUUAUAUCAUAGAUGAUUAAUUAAAUAUUAAGAAAGACAGCUUAAAGUACUAUACCAUUAAACAGUGCGAAAUUAAAAUUUAAAAUUGAGCAAAUAUUGAAUUUAUGUUAUUCCAACAAAGCGUUUUAAAAAGAAAAUGUUCGAUUAAUUUAAAACAUCUUAAUACUGAUAACAUACUUAAUUAAACAAAAAAACUGUAUUAUAACUUUUUUUACUGUUAACACGCAUUAUAUAUAUAUAUGUAUAUCCCCAUUUAAUAUUUUUUGUUACUUUGUUUUUUUACCUGAUACGUUGUUGAAAAUUGAAGACAUCUGGUAUGUCUUAAGAUAUUGUGCUUUGAAAGCAACAUACUCGUUGACGCUUUUAUCACUUGUUGUAUCUAUAUUUUUAUAAAAUAAAAAAACCUAACUUUUC
Mytilus trossulus (common blue mussel) is the source of this 4406-nucleotide messenger RNA. RefSeq names its product cysteine-rich motor neuron 1 protein-like. Lineage: Eukaryota; Metazoa; Mollusca; Bivalvia; Mytilida; Mytilidae. The record is from RefSeq and is a predicted model, not a curated record. The transcript is spliced from 19 exons. Gene Ontology annotation, cellular component: plasma membrane; extracellular region. The coding region runs from base 125 to 3523 and encodes 1132 amino acids. Gene Ontology annotation, molecular function: serine-type endopeptidase inhibitor activity; protein binding.